CCUGAAUCCAUGAGUCAGUCCAGAGGCCCUCUUCUAUUCAGAGACCUUCCACACAACUCUGCUCUGAUGAAAUAACAGCUUUACAAAGGGAUUCACUGUGAGGAGCUCAGAAUGAAGAAGAAAGAUGCAGAGGAUUGCAUGGAGCUGUGCCCCCAUCAGUGUGUUGAGAUGGAAAGGUGUGAAAGUAAAGAGCUGGAUGUUGAAAUAAGGAACCUAAUAGGGAAGAGCAACGCUUUGGAGUCGUGUGAGGACCCCAAACCUCUUGCCCAAGAGAGGCUGAGCCCUCAGAGAACUUCGUGUUCCCUUAAGAGCUGCAGUGAAGGAAGCACUCCAGGCCAGCUUGGAUGCACCUGGGCAGGUGGGAGUCACAUGGAAGCUCCAGCAGAACCAUUGCAGUCAAGGCACACGUUACUGAGCAAAAAGAAGCCUUUAUCAUCCAAUUCUCCAGAGCAACAGAUCCUCACACUGGAAAGACAGAGACGAGAGCUUUUGGAGGUGAACAAGCAAUGGGAUCAUCAAUUUAGAAGUAUGAAACAGCUUUAUGAAAAGCAGCUGGCAGAGAUGAAGGCAAGGCUGGAUGUGUCAGAGAGGAGAGUAAGCGAGCUGGAGCAGGAGAGGCACUGGCAGCGUCCGGAGGAGGAGAGGUGGCAAGUGCUGGGCAGGGAGAGGCUGCUGCAGGAAAAGAAAGACACAGAGGUCCUUAGUGAAGCUCUCCAUGAAAUGAAGGAAGAGAACAGGCUCCUGAAGCAGAAGAAUGCCUCAAUGACCAGGAGGAAGGAAUACUAUGAGAGUGAAAUAAGUCGUCUCAACAAGGCCCUUCUGGAUACGUUGAAAAAGCACCCACCUGUUGUUGGGACUCCUCCAGGGAAGGGUGACAGGAACAGCAUCGAGGAGAUGAGAACCCAACUUGAAGUUCUUAAACAGCAGGUCCAAAUAUACGAGGAGGACUUCAGGAAGGAGAGAUCUGACCGAGAGAGGCUUAAUGAGGAGAAAGAAGCACUGCAGAAAAUUAAUGAGAGAUUGCAAUCUCAACUGAGUAAACUCAGCUCUCAGACAAAAGACCUCCCAGAGCAGCCUGGGAGGCCCAGUUACCCAGCCCCACUGUUCCUCUCCCCGUGUGUCAGCUAUGGGGGCUGUGGGGUGGUUCUGCACUGUCCGGAUCCGCGGGCACACCCAGCCCCUCGCAGGGCCCAGCAGCAGCAGCAGGGCUGGCCAGACUAUCAGUGGUGUGUUCCUGACCAGCUUCCGCCAGAUGUGCAGCACAAGGCAAAUGAUUCCUCCCUGGAGAAGUGAGCCCUUCGCUGACAGACCCUGGCCUGGAGAAGUGUAAACCAAAGGCUGCAAGGGACUCUUGCAACUUUAUUAUUCUGUGUUCUUCUGGGUUUUUUGCUCCUUAGCUCCUUAUCUCUUCAGUGCAUGUGAUUUAUGUCUGGUGAAAUCCCUGUGAGGACAAUAGAAAAGCAGCUCGCGCAGGCUGGUGAUCCUCAGGAUCCAGUUGAACUCUGCUGGGAAGCGUUGCUGCCCUUUGUUCUGAAGAUGCUGUUUGUGCUGCCUUGUGAGAAGCUCUUUAAAAUCCUGAUGAGAAGAGAUGCAGUUCUUGCUGGGGAUUCAGACUGUCACAUCUGGUUUGAAUUGAAUUCAAGAGCUUACAAGCCCAAUAGUGGUGUGAUUUUUUUUUUGUGGUGGUUGUUGUUUGGGAAUGAUGAGGGGUUUUAUUUGAUUCCAGGGAAUGGUUUGUUGAUUGAUCACCUUGAAUUCUGUCCUCUCCUCCUUGGUUGGUAAAAGGGAAAUCUGCUUCACUGUUUAAACCCCUUUGUGUAAUUAUGAUCAGGGUACCACCCAUGCCAGGCCUGCUAAAACGUGCCCGUUUCCCCUUUUGAGUCCAGGUCGAUCUCCUUUUGUUUUGGCUCUCAAAUUACAUGUAAAACAUAAUCACAUGGGUUUUUUCUGUGUGCACUUAUUUGUAUUGCAAGGAUUUUAGUAGAAAUAUUGAAUGGGUCCAACUUCUCAGUGAAUAUGGCUUUAUAUUUCCAAAUUGUUCUUGUAAUGAAUCUGAACGUUGUCAUGUAACCUCUAACCAAGAAUAAA
Messenger RNA from Zonotrichia albicollis (white-throated sparrow), 2088 nucleotides. RefSeq names its product TNFAIP3 interacting protein 3 (gene TNIP3). Lineage: Eukaryota; Metazoa; Chordata; Aves; Passeriformes; Passerellidae. Gene Ontology annotation, biological process: cellular response to lipopolysaccharide; regulation of transcription by RNA polymerase II. The record is from RefSeq and is a predicted model, not a curated record.